Saccharomyces kudriavzevii IFO 1802 is the source of this 1131-nucleotide messenger RNA. RefSeq names its product bifunctional chorismate synthase/riboflavin reductase [NAD(P)H] ARO2 (gene ARO2). Gene Ontology annotation, biological process: aromatic amino acid biosynthetic process; chorismate biosynthetic process. Gene Ontology annotation, molecular function: chorismate synthase activity; FMN binding. NCBI's taxonomy places the organism in Eukaryota, Fungi, Ascomycota, Saccharomycetes, Saccharomycetales, Saccharomycetaceae. Bases 1 to 1131 code for a protein of 376 amino acids. Gene Ontology annotation, cellular component: cytosol. The transcript has a single exon. The record is from RefSeq and is a predicted model, not a curated record.
AUGUCCACGUUUGGGAAGUUGUUCCGCGUCACCACCUAUGGUGAAUCGCAUUGUAAGUCCGUUGGUUGUAUCGUCGAUGGUGUGCCUCCAGGAAUGUCGCUGACUGAAAGUGACAUCCAGCCACAGUUGACAAGAAGAAGGCCAGGCCAAUCUAAGCUAUCCACUCCCAGGGACGAAAAGGACCGUGUGGAGAUCCAUUCCGGUACCGAGUUUGGCAAGACCCUGGGCACUCCCAUCGCCAUGAUGAUCAGGAACGAAGACCAGAGACCACACGACUACUCCGACAUGGACAAGUUCCCUAGACCUUCCCAUGCAGAUUUCACCUACUCCGAGAAGUACGGCAUCAAGGCCUCCUCCGGCGGUGGUAGGGCGUCCGCCAGAGAAACCAUUGGCCGUGUCGCUUCAGGUGCCAUUGCUGAAAAGUUCUUAGCUCAGAAUUCUAAUGUCGAAAUCGUGGCAUUUGUCACUCAAAUUGGUGAAAUCAAGAUGAACAGAGACACCUUCGACCCCGAAUUUCAGCACUUGCUGAACACCAUCACCAGGGAAAAAGUAGACUCCAUGGGUCCCAUUAGGUGCCCAGACGCCUCAGUGGCUGGGUUGAUGGUCAAAGAAAUCGAAAAGUACAGGGGUAACAAGGAUUCCAUUGGUGGUAUCGUCACGUGUGUGGUGAGAAACUUGCCCACCGGUCUUGGCGAACCAUGUUUUGACAAGUUGGAAGCUAUGUUGGCUCACGCCAUGUUGUCUAUCCCAGCAUCCAAGGGUUUCGAAAUCGGCUCAGGUUUCCAAGGUGUCUCUGUCCCAGGGUCCAAGCACAAUGAUGCGUUUUACUUUGAAAAGGAGACAAACAGACUGAGAACAAAGACCAACAAUUCUGGUGGUGUGCAAGGUGGUAUAUCCAACGGUGAGAACAUCUACUUUUCUGUCCCUUUUAAGUCUGUGGCUACGAUCUCCCAAGAACAAAGCACCGUCACUUAUGAUGGUGAAGAAGGUAUCUUGGCCGCUAAGGGUAGACACGACCCUGCCGUGACCCCAAGAGCCAUUCCUAUUGUCGAAGCAAUGACUGCUCUAGUAUUGGCGGACGCCCUCUUGAUUCAAAAAGCAAGAGACUUCUCCAGAUCCGUCGUUCAUUAA